Messenger RNA from Aethalodelphis obliquidens (Pacific white-sided dolphin), 669 nucleotides. RefSeq lists its product as uncharacterized. The record is from RefSeq and is a predicted model, not a curated record. The transcript has 2 exons. NCBI's taxonomy places the organism in Eukaryota, Metazoa, Chordata, Mammalia, Artiodactyla, Delphinidae. The coding region runs from base 23 to 640 and encodes 205 amino acids.
CUUCCUCCACCAAAAUAAAUAAAUGAAGGGCAGCUCGGGGCAAGCUGCCGGGGAGCCUGGAAGCCUGGAAGCCUGGAGCAGCUCGCGGGCGGCUCGCAAGCGGCCCCUCCCCUUGGUGCCGGGACCGCGGCUGGCGCGCGGGCGGCGGGGCGCCCGGGAAAGGCUCUCCUUUGUGAGCACGGCCCGGGCGCGCGCCGGCAGCGCGGACGUACUGGCGGCGGCGGCGGACCCGGGCACGCGCCCGCGCCGAGCUGCCCCGGGCUCCGGAGGCCUCGCCUCCGGCUCCGAGCGGUGGCUCGAGCCUGCACUGUCCCGGCGGGACCGAGGACUGAGAAGAGUUCUUCGACAUUCGGAUCUCCCGGGCUUCCCUGGGUCGGUGGGGAGUGGUGACGGAGGAAGCCAACCCGCCUCUGCCUUUCUGCCAGCCUCUCCGGAGGAGAUUACAGACCCGCCGCUUUCCCAAGACUCUGAGCUUCCGGCGCCGGCUCCCAUCUUGCAGAUAGCAAAGUUUCAGUGCCCACCCCCGACCCAACUUCAACCGGGGGAGUGGUCUGUCCCACCCCCCGCUGCUCCCCAGUUCCAGCUUCAGGCUUCUCAAGGUAGCAACUGCCCUUGGAUUUGCUCCAGCUUUUCUCCCUGACUGGAAGUCAUUCAUCUAAAAUAUUUCUU